GGCCAAAUACAAAGACAGAGAAUCUUAAUAAGGGGAAGUAUUCAUUCUUCAACAAGCAGCUGAAGACUGGACACGUCUGGGAGCAGAACAUGUUUUUUCUCCCCUGAUUGCACAUUUUCACGGAGGAUUCAAGGAAUCAUGGAGAUGCAGGAGCACGCUGCCAAGGAAAAACGUCAAGAGGAUAAGGCAGCAAAGGAACCUAUGCUGGAAGUGAAAGGGCAAGGGAAUCCAUAUACACUUGCCGAGAACCCACCUUCAGAGGAAGUACAACCAAGCGACGAUAUAGGACUGCAAAAGCAAUCUGAGGCUAUCUAUUCGAAUGUUUUGGAUCCACCCAAACAACCAGCCAAACAGGCUCAAGGUUCCGUGAGGCUUUACCGUGUUGCAUGCUUGAUCCUGACCGUGCUCUGCUUGGUGCUGCUGCUGGUUGUCAUCAUCCUCAUGAUGAAAAUGAAAACGGGAUCGACCACCUGCCCGGUGAGCCCAGUGGAUUGGGCUCCGCCAACGUGCAACAUGGAGCAGUGCAGGGCUUUCACUUCUCAAGCUCGAGACCAAUGUUACUGUUGUCACCAGUGCCCCCCCGGGUGGCUGAGACUGGACCAGUCCUGUUUCUUCUUUUCCACGUUCAGGCUGAACUGGGAGGAGAGCCAGGGGAACUGUUCGAGGCAAGGAGGAUCUCUGGUCGUGGUCAGCCGCCACAAAGUCCAGACCUUUCUGACUCAAAAUGGGAACGGCUUAAUAUACUGGAUCGGAUUUCGGAAGAGCAGAGGUGUUCGGUGGAUCUGGGUGGACAACACCAUCCAGGAAGAGAGCUACUGGGGAGCAGAUUUGACAGCGGGGGACUGUGCGAUACUUAACAGCAACGGUCUUCCCGAGAGCAACUGGAUGAUGUCUGCCUGCGGCUCAUACACGUACUUCAUCUGUCAGAUGAACCUCGGAAUCGCAGCUCAUCAGGAGCCUCCUCUCCUGCAUCCAACUGAAGAAACCUAAAUGAUAGAUGCUCUGCAAGUUGAGAUACAUAGCACUGUAUACUGUCCAUAGCAAUUUGUAGCAACUAUUUCUUAUAUAUCAUACGCUUAACACAAUUAUUACCCCACCUGUCACUAGGCUUUAACACGCACGCUUUUAUUUUCAGUGGGCUCUCAACAUUUACCAUUUUAAAAAGGAUUGAGAAAUUUGAAAUUUAAUUCACCUUUUCAAACCCCGGAAUUAUUCAUUAAUUAAACGAUUAAAACAAACAUUUUCUGGAAUGGAAGUAACUCAUUUGUCGAGAAAUAAUCAUUUGCUUUAUUUUAUUUGUAAAACAGUAAGAUUUAAACUUAACAGACAUUGAUAAUCAUGACAUUUAGCCUUAAAAAUUAUAUUUUGGCUAAAGAGCUUGUACAUUAGCAAUGCUGUUCACGUGGCAUAAACCUUACAUUGGGUGCUGAUCUAAUACAUUUGUUAAGCACUCUGUACAGUUCACAGUGCAGUUCACAGAAAAGCUUGAGCCUCUCUCUGACUCUGAAGAACACAGAAGAGCAAUGCACAGUUAAACUAAAAUGGGAGGGAGAUGAGGAAAGAAGAAAGAGGCAUAUUCACACAGUUAUUUUAUCUUGUCCUUGAGAGAAAAGGGAGGCUGGUAGAGCCACUGAUAAAGGAGGAGAAAACAAUUAAGCUACUAGUUACAUUUGAAAAAGUAACACGAGAACAAAGAUCUAUUGAAGUAAUAAAAAUCACACAGCAACUAUGGGAUAAUUCAGUAUAAUAAAAGACUAUAGACUAUAUUUUGUCAUAAGUGAAAGUGGGAAAUUAUGCAAUUUUAUUUAAUUUGUCUGGAAAUGAUCAUUUAUUUAUGACAAAUAAUGUAUCUUUGUUCAUCUAUCAACCAUUAAAUAUCAGCUGUGUGUUUAAAUAAAUAGGCCCAGGUUUCACACUAAGUACAUUAUACUAAUUAUUUUAUGUACUUUUUGUGACACUAUGCAAUUGUACCUAAUGGUAUGGCCAAUGAGUUUAUGCUACUCUAUACUAUAUUAAUUUCAUAUACAUUUCCAAUUGCCUUAGUCUAAUAUGUUGAAUUAUAACUAUGUGGAACUAAAAGCCUUGAAUUAUGCUACAAUAAAGCUUUAUUGUCACAUAAAUA
Phycodurus eques (leafy seadragon) is the source of this 2122-nucleotide messenger RNA. Its product is annotated as CD209 antigen-like protein E. The record is from RefSeq and is a predicted model, not a curated record. Lineage: Eukaryota; Metazoa; Chordata; Actinopteri; Syngnathiformes; Syngnathidae.